Exaiptasia diaphana is the source of this 2669-nucleotide messenger RNA. Its product is annotated as band 4.1-like protein 5. Gene Ontology annotation, cellular component: cytoskeleton. NCBI's taxonomy places the organism in Eukaryota, Metazoa, Cnidaria, Anthozoa, Actiniaria, Aiptasiidae. The coding region runs from base 94 to 2133 and encodes 679 amino acids. The transcript is spliced from 22 exons. Gene Ontology annotation, molecular function: cytoskeletal protein binding. The record is from RefSeq and is a predicted model, not a curated record.
AAAUGGGUCUACUCCGCCUAGAAAGCUAGUUAGGCGAGGUAUUACACGUAAUAUUUCAAUGGUAUCUUGAUAAACAUCCAUUCUUCAGCGGAUAUGGCCUUGUACAGACUUAGCCAAAGAUUUAGAAGGCGCUUCAAGCCAAAAGAAACAGACAGUAGACAAGAUAAGGACACGCUUGAGUUCAAGAUUUUGCUGUUGGAUGAAUCGGACCUGACAUUCUACAUCCAUAAAAAGAGUAAAGGACAAGUUUUAUUAGAUCUUAUAUUCAAGAAUUUAGAUUUAGUUGAGAAGGACUAUUUUGGACUACAAUUUAUGGAUACCCAUCAAGUGUCACACUGGCUUGAUCCAACUAAGAAGAUCAAGAAGCAAGUCAAAAUUGGACCACCAUUCACUCUGCACUUUAGAGUCAAGUUCUAUGCUGCAGAUCCUCAAGAUCUUGGUGAAGAACUAACAAGAUAUCAUUUCUUUUUGCAACUAAAGCAGGAUAUUGCAAAAAAUAAGCUUCAAGUUCCACAAAAGAUGGCAAUUGAACUAGUUGCUUACAGUUUACAAUCUCAACUAGGCGAUUAUGAAUCAGAUCUGCAUGGGGAAGAUUACAUGGAGGAGCUCAAAUUUUAUCCUAAUCAGAAUAAAGAAUUAGAAAAAGAAAUUCUUAAAAAGCACAAAUCUUUAAUAGGUCUCAGUCCUGCAGAAUGUGAGGUCAACUUUUUACGACUAAUAAAAAAACUUGACUUCUAUGGAAUUAAUCUACAUAAAGUGCAGGAUAUCAAAAAGAUGGAAUUUCAAUUAGGUCUUAGUCCCAGAGGAAUAGCUGUCAUAAGAGAAAAUGAGCAAGUUGCUUUUUACUUUUGGCCAAAAAUAUCAAAGRUGACGUUUAAAAAGAAACAUUUCAUUCUGGAAGUUCAUGAGGAUCAGAAGAUGCAUGAGACAUAUCACUACUUAUUACCAAAUGCGCAAGCAGCAAAGCAUUUGUGGAAAUGUGCUAUUGAGCACCAUACGUUCUUCCGAUUGGUCAAAACUUCUGCCAGACCWAAGAGAACKUCAAGUUUUCUCCGAUUUGGAUCACGAUUUAGAUACAGCGGAAGAACAGAGUACCAGACUCAAAGAGAUGCCCGCAUGAGUUCUCGUAAAUCAAUGAAGUUUAAAAGGGCCAGUAGUGAACGAUUUUCAAAACGGACUACUAUUGGUUUCAUUCGAGUUGGCUCUCGUGUGUGGGGAAAGGCCUUGAAUGGKGAUUUCUACAAAGGAAUUGUUACAGGACUCGGUCAGAUGAUUCACAUCAAGUUUGAUAAUGGCGACACCAUUGCGCAUGACCGAAAUGACACUGAAUGUGUUGUGUUUGAUGUUGAUCCAGAUCCUAGUGAAAUUCAAAUUGGUACACGAGUAAUUGCACAUUGGCCUACUUUGCCUGCAUAUUUGGCUGGUAAUGUUAUCGGUAUGGAACACCAUAAAUACUAUGUACAAUAUGAUGACGGUGACAAACAUCACAAUGAGAUAAAUCAAAUGAGGCUUCUCAAACCUCCCAUCUACUUUGGACCAGGUUCAGACAUUCGAAAAGUCAAAUUGAAGAAAAAGUCUGAAUCAAUGAAGGUUACGAGUUUGACCGGAAAGGCUGUAAUCACUACAGAGCUUCCACGAAAGGUGUCAAACCAGCAAACAGAAGGAGAGGGAGUGCUCAGGUCGUCUUCGCUUCCAACAACUAUUCGAGCUCAGACGAGUGAAGAUAGAAAAGAGAGCAAGACCCUUCCUGUGGAAACGACUGCUCUACGUGAAACCAAUGUCGACUCUGGUUAUACAAUCAACCCAAUUAAGCACAAGAGAAACGUCGACGAUAUCGCUGUCACAAGUGCUACUUGUGUUCCUGACUUAAAUGAAGACAAUGACAAAAUAACUUACCGGCAUUUUGAACUUGAUGCUCAAAGACCUUUUCCUGUUUUUYCGCCCACUGUUUCCGAAUGUGAGGUUACUAAGCGUCAUAAUUGCCCUAUGUCARAGGAUAGCAUUGCAAACCAGGAAAAAAGGCGCAGUUCCCUACCAGACGUUCGCGUCCUUGAGUAUGAAUUGACUGGGAAGAAGGGUUCAAAUAACAACCCACAACCCGCCGGUAGUAAUAUACUUGUGACAGACUUAUGAUGGAUGAUCAUUUGGAAAACAAGUCCUUCUACAACAUCGGAAUCCACAGAUUUUCGACGUCAAGUUGAAUUGUUUCUUCUCAAAAAAAUGUAUUCAAAUGUCUUACAGUCUCGUAAUGUCCUAGAUCAUGGAACAAWAUAGUGAUUGUCAUUGUGACAAAGUUUCUAGGACAAAGCUCAGGACAAGAAAGCGAGAUGUUUUAAUUUUGGAACUAUAAAUGUUAUCACGAAUCAUAAAAAGCCAUAACACCAUGUUCAUUCUCUAUACGAAGAUUUCGAUUACUGUGUUAGACGCAACAGUGCCUGAGUGUAUUGUUGAACCCGUUUACUCUAACCAUUUUAUUCAAACCACAAUAAACGUGGGGAAAAGAAUAAGUCAUUCUGCAACUAAAUACUUGACUAAUAUUUAAAGCUACUAGUCUCCAUUGCCUGAAUUUAUACCGUGGCUGACUAAAUUCGCACGUUAGGGAAAUAAGACAUUUACAUGUAUGGAACGAAAGAUCGCACUGUAAAUAAGAAACUCACAAACAAAACUCA